Messenger RNA from Endocarpon pusillum Z07020, 1251 nucleotides. RefSeq lists its product as uncharacterized. The record is from RefSeq and is a predicted model, not a curated record. Bases 1 to 1251 code for a protein of 416 amino acids. Gene Ontology annotation, molecular function: SNAP receptor activity; SNARE binding. The transcript is spliced from 6 exons. Gene Ontology annotation, biological process: exocytosis; intracellular protein transport; vesicle fusion. NCBI's taxonomy places the organism in Eukaryota, Fungi, Ascomycota, Eurotiomycetes, Verrucariales, Verrucariaceae. Gene Ontology annotation, cellular component: plasma membrane; SNARE complex; endomembrane system.
AUGAAUAAUCAAGGAGGCGGUCGCUACGGUCAACCCAACCCAUAUGCCCAACAGGAUGACCAGUAUGAACCAGUUGGUGGUUACGGUCAGCAACCAAGCUAUGGUGGACAACAGCAGGCUGGGUACGGACAGCAAAACCCAUACGAUCAGCAGCAACCUGCGUAUGGGCAACAGGGAGCAUACGGACAACAGGGUGGUUAUGGUCAGCAGCAGCCCAGCUAUGGACAACCGCAAGCAUAUGGUCAACAACAGACCGGGACUGUUGGACGUCCGGAGCCCCAGGCGUACCCAAGUAGCAACUACGGCGAUGUCCAGGGCAACAAUGCAUACGAAAUGGGAUCGAUGAACGGUCAAACAUCCGCGCAGAAAGAUCCGAAGGCAAUUUUGAAUGCUUGCAGGGAAAUUGACCGUGGGGUCGACUCCGUUGAAGACAAACUUAGUGAAUUCACAAGGUUACUGGCAAAGGCGGAAGGCGCAACUGGUGAUGAGUCGAAUAUCCACAGAGAGAUCAACAGUCUUACAGCAGAAACGAUGACAGCUUACAAAGCCUUGGGCGAUCGGAUAAAAAAGAUCAAGUCGGAUCCUGAGUCUGGUAACCCACGAAAUGCCCCUCAAGUUGGCAAGUUGCAGAGGAGACUGCAAGGUGCGAUUAGGCAAUUUCAGCAGAUUGAAAUGGAUUAUCGCAACCAAAUGAGGGCUCAAAACGAACGUGAUAUCCGGAUUGCCAGACCAGACUUGACAGAAGCUGAGGUCAAAGAGGCAGCCGAGGAUCCUGAUGCGAGACAAAUCUAUACGACUGCUCUCAUGGACCGUACUCGACGCAAUCAAGCGCAAACAGCCUUGGGAGCUAAUAGAAAGAGACACGAAGGCAUUCAAGAAAUCGAAAAGCAGUUAAUGAUAUUGGCUCAGCUUUUCCAGGACCUCGAUGCAAUGGUUAUCCAACAAGAAGCAGCCGUAGAAAACAUCGACCAACGAGGUGAAGAUAUCCAAGAGAACGUGGAGCAAGCCAACGUCCAGCUUGAUGGAGCCAUCAAAAGCGCUAGUGCGGCGAGAAGGAAGAAGUUUUGGUGCUUGGGUAUCGCAACCCUUAUCAUCAUUAUCAUAGUAGUCAUCGUGGUUGUUGUUGUCCUAGUCCUUCGCAGCCGAGAUAGCAAUUCUUCUACACCGGCACCUGCAGCGACGCCUGCACCGAGUACUGCAGCAAGGGUUAGAAUGGUUCGAGGUCGAGAUGCUGAGCAUUUCAGACCUUGA